AACAGUGUAUUUACCAACUCCCUGACCUCACCAAACAUUGUUGUUGCUGGUGGCGGACUACACGAGGGAUAUUCUUUCCCUUAAACUUCAAAACACUCGCCCCCGAGAAAGAGAGAGAGAGAGAGAGAGAGACGACUCACUUUCCACUUCAAACAACAUUCAGAUUUUCCUUUCUCUUCCAUUUUCCGUUUCAAAUCUCCAAAAUGCAGUCCACAGCCUUCACUCUCUCCCCUACCCUCCCUCUCCACACCAACCCCAACCGUUUCAGACGAUCCCUUAACCUCCGUCUCUCCGCCGCCAAAUCUAACAACAACGACGGCGGCGUAAAUCACAAUGGCCUCUCUUCCUCUUCUUCUUCUUCUUCAUUCACUCGUCAAUCAUGGUCCAUGUCUCCUUCCUCCUCCUCUUUCAAAUUCAGACCUCUUCCUCUCGUUCCUACUUCCGAUCUUUCUCCUCCUCAAGCCACUUCCGUCCCCGAAAGCGCCGGUGACUCCUCCGCCGAGUCUAGUUCGUUGCUCAAAACUCUUCAGCUUGGAUCCUUGUUCGGUUUAUGGUACCUCUUUAACAUCUACUUCAAUAUUUACAACAAACAGGUUUUGAAGGCGUGUCAUUUCCCUGUAACCGUGACUGUAGUUCAAUUUGCUGUUGGAACUGUUCUUGUAACCUUUAUGUGGGCUCUAAAUCUCUACAAAAGACCUAAAAUCACUGGUGCCAUGCUUGCAGCAAUAUUUCCACUCGCUAUCGUGCAUACUUUGGGGAAUCUUUUCACCAAUAUGAGUCUUGGAAAGGUGGCUGUGUCAUUUACUCACACAAUUAAAGCUAUGGAGCCUUUCUUUUCUGUCAUCCUUUCUGCCAUGUUCCUUGGAGAGAGGCCUACACCCUGGGUGAUUGGUUCACUCGUGCCUAUUGUUGGUGGAGUUGCACUGGCGUCUAUUACUGAAGCCUCUUUCAAUUGGGCUGGAUUUGCAAGUGCAAUGGCUUCCAAUGUGACAAAUCAAUCACGUAAUGUUCUUAGCAAAAAGGUCAUGGUUAAGCAAGAGGAAUCAUUGGACAACAUAACUCUCUUCUCUAUAAUUACAAUAAUGUCCUUCUUCUUGUUAGCUCCCGCGGCUAUCUUUAUGGAGGGUGUUAAAUUUACCCCUGCUUACCUGCAAUCUGCUGGGUUGGAUGUUAGACAAGUGUACACCAGAUCUCUUCUUGCUGCACUCUGUUUCCAUGCGUAUCAGCAAGUUUCUUACAUGAUAUUGCAGAGGGUAUCCCCUGUUACCCAUUCUGUCGGCAAUUGUGUGAAGCGUGUUGUGGUCAUUGUGAGCUCUGUUAUCAUCUUCAAAACACCUGUCUCUCCUGUGAAUGCUUUUGGUACCGCUAUAGCUCUUGCUGGUGUUUUCUUCUAUUCAAGGGUGAAGCGAAUUAAGUCAAAGCCAAAGACAGCUUAAUUUUAAAAUGAUUUACAUACAUGGGCACUAAAUUACAUACUGAAAGAAUGUUUCACUAUUCAGUACUACAAUUAGACUCAAACUGACGAAAAGGAGAUUGCAAUAUUAGACGAAAAAUUCAUGUGUUAAUUUUGAUAUAUAGAGACUGUAAUUGUUAUUUUGAAGCCAUUUUAUGGAUUGAGGAUGUGAUUUGUUUUUAUUUUAUUUUUGAACGGCCAUG
This is a messenger RNA of Medicago truncatula (barrel medic), 1656 nucleotides long. RefSeq names its product triose phosphate/phosphate translocator, non-green plastid, chloroplastic. The record is from RefSeq and is a predicted model, not a curated record. Gene Ontology annotation, molecular function: transmembrane transporter activity. Gene Ontology annotation, cellular component: membrane. Gene Ontology annotation, biological process: transmembrane transport. The transcript has 10 exons. Bases 204 to 1436 code for a protein of 410 amino acids. Lineage: Eukaryota; Viridiplantae; Streptophyta; Magnoliopsida; Fabales; Fabaceae.